AUGAAUUACAAGAAAGUCAAUCCUACGAGAUGGAUUCCUGCUGAACAAUAUAAUGAGCAUCUCAUUGAUCCUGUGAUUGAAAUGCCCGAGAAUGCCAAAAAGACAAAGAAUGAGAGGUUACUUUUCCAUGUUGCCUUGACAGCAACUGAUGCUCCAUACAGUAAAUGGCAGUGCCGUAUCAUGUACUACUGGUAUAAGAAGGCGAAGAACUUGCCUGGAUCAGAAAUGGGAAAAUUCACUCGGGUUCUUCAUUCUGGAAGUCCCGACAACCUGAUGGAUGAGAUCCCUACAUUUGUGGUUGAUCCUCUGCCUCCAGGUCUGGAUCGGGGUUAUGUUGUUCUGAAUAGACCAUGGGCUUUUGUACAAUGGCUGGAGAAGGCGACAAUUGAAGAAGAAUACAUAUUGAUGGGAGAACCCGAUCAUAUAUUCAUCAAUCCACUGCCUAAUUUGGCUCGUGGAGGAUAUCCUGCUGCUUUCCCCUUCUUCUAUAUCAAACCUACUGAACAUGAAAAAAUCUUAAGGAAGUAUUUCCCUGAGGAGAAGGGUCCUCUUACAAAUAUCGAUCCAAUUGGCAAUUCUCCAGUCAUAAUAAAAAAGGAUUUACUGGAGAAAAUUGCACCUACCUGGAUGAAUGUUUCUUUGAAAAUGAAAAAUGACCCAGAGACAGAUAAUACUUUUGGAUGGGUGCUAGAAAUGUACGCUUAUGCUGUGGCCUCUGCUUAUCAUGGAGUGCAGCAUAUUCUCCGGAAGGACUUUAUGUUGCAGCCCCCAUGGGACACCGAAACUGGAAAGAAGUUUAUCCUCCAUUUUACUUAUGGAUGUGACUACAACAUGAAGGGUGAACUAACAUAUGGGAAAUUUGGAGAGUGGCGAUUCGAUAAGAGAUCAUACCUUCGUGGACCCCCACCUCGAAAUCUCUCCUUGCCCCCUCCUGGUGUUCCUGAGAGUGUUGUCACUCUUGUAAAGAUGGUCAACGAAGCUACUGCUAAUAUUCCUGACUGGGACACAAAAUAA
Fraxinus pennsylvanica is the source of this 1014-nucleotide messenger RNA. The record is from the annotation of a GenBank genome assembly. Lineage: Eukaryota; Viridiplantae; Streptophyta; Magnoliopsida; Lamiales; Oleaceae.